AUGUCUGACUGGAUCGGCGCCAACACAUACCGCAUCGAAAGCUACAUCGACAGGCGAGCCGCAGUCGCCUUGUCAGGAGGAGAUAAAGCUGAUGGCACCAAAGUGGUUAUGUGGAACAAUGACCCAAGAUGGAACGACCGCUUUGAGUUCGUUUACGCUGGUGUCGGUCAAUCUGGAAAGGACGAAUACCAUAUUAUCAACCGCAACAGUGGUACCUAUAUGACCUAUGGCGAGGGCGCUCCGAACGAUGCGGUCUACGGAAACAUCCUGCCGCCGAGAUCGCCACGCACGAGGUGGUGCAUCGUCCCAACUCGCAACAAUACCGGCACUUACUGGAUCGUUGCAGCUGCCAACACCAAAAUGAUGCUGGUGCCAAGCUACUAUAAGAUCGCGGAUGGCAGUCAGGUCGACAUUUGGAAGGGCGGACUAGACGACAAGAAUUGCUGGUGGUACUUGAAGCUUAGCGAGGAUGCCAUUCUCCAGUGUCCAGACCUGCGCUCAGGUGGCCCAAAGCUGUAG
Cercospora beticola is the source of this 519-nucleotide messenger RNA. Its product is annotated as RICIN domain-containing protein. Lineage: Eukaryota; Fungi; Ascomycota; Dothideomycetes; Mycosphaerellales; Mycosphaerellaceae. The record is from RefSeq and is a predicted model, not a curated record.